Messenger RNA from Nymphalis io (European peacock), 870 nucleotides. Its product is annotated as transcription factor Sox-14-like. The transcript is spliced from 3 exons. Gene Ontology annotation, biological process: anatomical structure morphogenesis; regulation of DNA-templated transcription; cell differentiation. Gene Ontology annotation, molecular function: DNA-binding transcription factor activity, RNA polymerase II-specific; RNA polymerase II cis-regulatory region sequence-specific DNA binding. NCBI's taxonomy places the organism in Eukaryota, Metazoa, Arthropoda, Insecta, Lepidoptera, Nymphalidae. The coding region runs from base 1 to 669 and encodes 222 amino acids. The record is from RefSeq and is a predicted model, not a curated record.
AUGUCACUCGGAAAGCAACCGUCAGACCACAUAAAGAGGCCAAUGAACGCGUUCAUGGUAUGGUCAAGAGGUCAGAGGCGAAAAAUGGCACAAGAUAAUCCUAAAAUGCACAAUUCAGAAAUUUCAAAAAGGCUUGGAGCGGAGUGGAAACUCCUUACUGAGAUGGAGAAGAGGCCGUUCAUUGAUGAAGCAAAGAGAUUACGAGCACUGCAUAUGAAGGAACAUCCUGACUAUAAGUACAGACCGAGGCGAAAGCCAAAGGCACUCGUUAAAAAGGAACCAAAAUUCGGAUUCAACAUCUCCGGUCUCAUGGCACCGGUUCCACGGCUAGUGGCACCCUCGAUGCCGCAGCCGAUGCCGCAGUUGCCACUGCCUCACCACCUGCUACCAGAUAAGUCGGACCUGGGACGAGCACUCUUUCCCCCUAUACCAUACCCGUUCUAUCCAUUCGCGAAGAUUCCGUCUGACGAUGGGAAACUGGCUGCUGAACUUGCACACUUACAGGCUCUAUAUGGAGGCGCUUUAUACAGUUCAGCGCUAUAUAACAGCGCACUGUCCCCCUGCGGGUGUCCACCACGACGUUCCCCAUCCCCCCCACCAGACGUCAAACGCCCCGUCGCCUACGUCCUCAUGAAGAGCGACGAAGAACCGCCCCAGCACGUUAUAUGAAGGCCGGUGGCUCUCCCGGCGCGGCCUUACCCGCUUUGGGAGCAGCCUUCAACGUCCACUGAAAGAGACAGUACACCUGACAGCAUUUAAAAAAUCUAGUGGUGGAGUUUUGUCAGUGAUUUUAUUGUAGCGGACUCCUCAAAUAUCAUUUUGAAUUUUCAAACUGUACCGCGUGUCUAAAUGUACAUACCAUGUGCUUCG